This is a messenger RNA of Macrobrachium nipponense, 1529 nucleotides long. RefSeq names its product GPI mannosyltransferase 1-like (gene PIG-M). Gene Ontology annotation, biological process: GPI anchor biosynthetic process. The transcript has a single exon. The coding region runs from base 208 to 1443 and encodes 411 amino acids. Gene Ontology annotation, molecular function: GPI mannosyltransferase activity; alpha-1,4-mannosyltransferase activity. Lineage: Eukaryota; Metazoa; Arthropoda; Malacostraca; Decapoda; Palaemonidae. Gene Ontology annotation, cellular component: membrane; glycosylphosphatidylinositol-mannosyltransferase I complex. The record is from RefSeq and is a predicted model, not a curated record.
UGUAGAAACCUUGGUAUUGCCAGAUUGGGUUUGAUUAUUGUGUUUAGAAUACUAGGGUUACUUUUGUAGAAAUUUACCUGUAUCAUGAAAUAGUAAAUUCUAAUUAUGAUGGAACCCAUGUAAUGUGAUACUGUAUUGUAGUAAAGUAUUAGGUAAGUCUAGUUAAUCAUAUUUAUUGGGUAUUACAAGUGUUUGAAAUUCCUUGUAAUGGCCCUGGGUACAAGAAGUUCACGAUUUGGCUCAACUGAAGCCAUUCAGAUUCACUUGUUUUUAGGGUUUUUAGUUCGUUUUAUGUUUAUUGUGUAUGGUGAGCACCAUGAUAAAACCAAUGUUCUUAAGUAUACAGAUGUGGAUUAUCAUGUUUUUACGGAUGCUGCAUAUGAGGUUGCCAAUGGUGGCUCCCCCUUUGACAGACACACUUACAGAUAUACACCAUUUCUAGCAUGGAUGUUACUCCCAAAUAUUUACUAUCAUUUUAUUUUUGGGAAGCUGAUUUUUUGUUUUUUUGAUUGUGUAGCUUCAAAAUUGAUGUACCAUUUGCUGUUGCUUGAUGGCCAGAGUAAAGCAACUGCAGUUAAAUGUUCAUUCUUAUGGUUAUAUAACCCACUGGUUAUUGGAGUUUCAACUAGAGGAAGUGCUGAGGCUGUCAUGGCUGUAUUAGUGUUGUUGACCUUGUACAUGUUACGAUUACGUCUCACCCUUUUGUCAGGGUUUUUUUUGGGCCUGUCUGUUCACUUUAAAUUGUACUCUGUGAUUUACGCUCUUCCUAUGUAUGUGUCAUUAACAAGUCACCAUCAUCAGGAUUCUGUUGGAAGGCAAAUUCUUCCCAACCAUGCUAAGGUAAGGUUAGCAGUAGGUGCGAUGAUUUCAUUCUUUGGCAUGACUGGGUUGGGUUUUUUCUUAUAUGGAGAACAGUACAUAGAGGAAGCUUUUUUGUACCAUCUCUCUAGGACUGAUACAAGGCACAAUUUUUCCAUAUACUUUUAUCUUUUGUACAUUGGGUCUGAUUUUCACAUCCCGGGGCUAAGCAUAGCAACAUUUGGUCCCCAGCUCCUUUUAGUUGUUGCCCUCGGGUACAAAUUCAGUAAUAGAUUAGAUGUUCCAUUUGCCAUUUUUGCACAGACUGUUGUGUUUGUAACAUUUAACAAAGUUAUAACAUCUCAGUAUUUUUUAUGGUAUCUAGUCCUUUUACCUGUAAUAGUUCCACGUCUGUCAAUGACUUGGCAAAAAGGAGUUUUAUUAACUGUCUUGUGGACAGCAGCCCAAGUCUCAUGGCUUCUCCCAGCUUAUCUUCUUGAAUUCCAUGCUAUUAAUGCAUUUAUACCUAUCUGGCUUGAGAGCAUUGCAUUCUUUUGCUGUAAUGUUGGAAUCUUGAUGGCUUUUAUAUCGAGUUACAUUGCCAUACCAAACAUACAUCACCAAAACUCCCGUAAAAACCGGUAGCCUAUAAAAACAUGAAAUUUUAGGAAUACAGUGUAAUAUGUACAUACAGAUUGAAUAAAUAUCAUAUGAUAUUGAUGAACAUAUUG